ACACAAACAAAAAUUCAAGCUUGGUGGAGCAAAGUAUGUGGGAUUGGAUUUCAAAAUUCUAAAGUGUAAAGGCUUCGCCGGAAUUACAUCAAGAAGAUAUGAUAUGUGGUGAAGCAAUGAAAGAAAAGUGAGUAAAAUACAGUGCGCCAAACGCCGCUGCUUGUAAAAAUUGGUGAUCUCCUAGAGACUUUAGUGAACAGUGAGUGAAGGAAAGCGAAAGUGCUACAACAAAAGGAAAAGAUCUUUUGUGCGAAUGGAGGAGGCCGGUUUUAUGUUGACGGAAAUUCCGGGCGGUUUUAUAACGCACCGGCCACACACGAUUGCGGGUGGACAUCAUCAUCGGUUUGCUCCUUACCCCAUAGUUCUGCACCAACCGCAUUUGCAGCAAAAUGCAUCUUCAGUGUUCAGCGUUCCACAUCCACAUCACCUGGCGGUUCACCACGGACACCAUGUGGCGGCUCUACACCAUCAGCACCACCACAUACUGCGCUCAGCGACCCGGCCGCAAAGCCCAUCAUCUUCACCACCAACAGCAGCAGUUGUGGAGGAGGGAACUCAUAUCGGGCACCUGUACCCCGAAAUUCUUGCGAUGAUCUUUGCUAAGCUCAGCGUAAUGGAUCGCGGGCGAGCGGCGCAAGUUUGUACUGUUUGGCGGGACGCAGCAUACUCGAAAAGUUGCUGGCGCGGCGUCGAGGCUAGCCUUCAUCUGCGGCGCCCCUCUCCCACACUGUUCCUGUCGCUCGUGAAACGAGGGAUCAAACGCGUUCAGGUUCUAUCCGUGCGACGCGCUCUCAAGGAUAUUGUGACUGGGGUCCCGAUACUGGAAUCGCUUAACCUGAGUGGCUGUUACAGUAUCACGGACGUAGCAAUUGGCCAUGCAUUUGCCGGAGACCUUCCCAACCUUAAAAUACUUGAUCUUUCCCUAUGCAAACAGGUGACUGACUCCAGCCUAGGUCGAAUCACCCAGCACCUAAAAAAUAUUGAGGUAUUGGAGCUUGGUGGAUGCUGUAACAUCACGAAUACUGGCCUUCUGCUUAUCUCCUGGGGUUUAAAGAAGCUGCGCCGCUUGAAUCUUCGCUCAUGCUGGCAUAUUUCCGAUCAUGGGAUCGGGCAUCUGGCAGGACUGAGCAAGGAAACGGCGGAUGGUACGCCCGCUCUCGAGUUCCUUGGGCUGCAAGAUUGUCAGCGGCUUUCCGAUGAAGCUCUGCGACACAUCGCACAAGGGCUAACAUCCAUGCGUUCGAUUAAUCUGAGCUUUUGUGUAUCCGUAACCGAUAGCGGUCUGAAGCACCUGGCGCGCAUGCCGCAUUUAGAGGAGUUAAAUCUGCGAGCUUGUGAUAACAUAUCGGACAUCGGUAUGGCGUAUCUGACCGAGGGUUGUAGCUCAAUCGCAACGUUGGACGUUAGCUUCUGUGAUAAGGUAGCUGACCAGGCCAUGGUACACAUCUCUCAAGGAUUGUUCCAACUACGCUCGCUGAGUUUAAGUGCUUGUCAAAUUACGGACGAGGGUUUAUCGCGCAUCGCCAAGUCGCUGCAUGAUCUCGAGACCCUAAAUAUUGGCCAGUGCAGCCGCAUUACUGAUCGGGGCCUUGAAUUGGUGGCCGAAGAACUGGUCAACUUACGUGCCAUCGAUUUGUACGGAUGUACCAGGUUAACACCAGCAGCUCUACAAAAAAUCAACCAACUACCAAAACUUUCUAAGGUUAAUCUUGGUCUAUGGCACAUCCGGUGAUAAGCUAGCCGCAGAGUACAAUAAUCAUAAAAGACCCGCAACAUUAUCCGACAGCUACGCACUGUUGAAGCAUCAUGCGAGUCCGCGGGUGUGACUAUGACUCCCAAGUGUUUUGGCACUCGUGAAAAGAAGGAAGGAAUACUACAAGAGUAAAGAUGGGUCUUUGAAGAAUUGUAAAGAUUAGAUAGUUUGAGUAGCCAUCAUGCACCAAAGCCAUAAUGGUAAUUUAAACACAAUUUCUUUUAAGGUACUUAAAAGAAAUAAAGGAAAAUGUGGUUUUCUGUUUUCACGUUUUCAUUUUUAUAUACUUGUUUUAGGUAAAACAAUGUUACU
Molecule: messenger RNA, 2065 nt
Organism: Anopheles cruzii
Lineage: Eukaryota; Metazoa; Arthropoda; Insecta; Diptera; Culicidae
Gene: Ppa
Product: F-box/LRR-repeat protein 14
Exons: 2
Coding region: 254-1732 (492 amino acids)
Biological process (GO): SCF-dependent proteasomal ubiquitin-dependent protein catabolic process
Cellular component (GO): SCF ubiquitin ligase complex
Molecular function (GO): protein binding
Source: RefSeq, a predicted model, not a curated record